Molecule: messenger RNA, 678 nt
Organism: Symbiodinium sp. CCMP2456
Lineage: Eukaryota; Dinophyceae; Suessiales; Symbiodiniaceae
Source: the annotation of a GenBank genome assembly
AUGUGCCUUGAACAGGCCCUCGGCUUGCUGAGUCGCUUGAGCAUGGGCAGCUGCCCUUGCCGGUCGAAGAAACCGGCUGACAGGCCUGUUGAGAUGCAGUUCGGUCCUUCCGCUGGAUCCUUGUCGUCGCGCGGUCGGCCAGAUGCCCUGGGCACAGCUGAAAUCCUCAUCAAGUUUCUCAAAGGGCAGGGGACGGACAGUGAGGAGAGGACCUUGGAGGACAUCUUAAAGUCCGAAGAUGAUUGGAUGGAGGCUUGCCACAACUAUGUGCAGUGGAUCUUCCCGACGGAUGAAGCCUCCAUGUUCAACAGGGCAGCCCCUAUGAUGACCCCCCACGUCCAGAAGGUGUGCAGGGAGGACCCGGAAAUCCAAGCGAACUUCGACCUUAUACUAAAGAGGUUCCUCUCAUUCCUUGGGCUGGAGAUGAAGGCCGACGGAGGAGAGCUGCAAAUCGUCAGGGCCGACCACUUCAGCUCGCGGGAGAGGGACUGCUGGUUAUCUUUUUUCGGCGGGAACCACAACUGGUUGCGCAUUUCGCGCGUUCUUCAUUGCCUCGGAAUGAUUGGCAAGAAGGCCGAGCAGCAAGCGUUGAUGAAGUGUUUGGAGGGCAUGAAGGCAGAUUAUCCCGAGGUGAUGAGCGCCAUGCCCCAUUGGAGACGUCGGGCCGAAGUCGGCUGA